AUGGAGGGCUAUGAUACUAUGGCUAUGCCACCUUACCUGGCUAGCCCGCUAUCCCUCGGCAAUCUUCAAAGUACCGACUAUCUCAAUGCGAUGCCCGGCCUCGAUCUCCCAGAUCAACGCUCCAACUUCGACUCGGAGACCUUUGUCAGCGACGAUCUCGGGUUCGCCCAGCAUGGCAUACCGCAUACACUGAGGCGGCUGCCGUCCGGUUAUGAGGACCCUUUCACCGAUAUGGUCCCUCCAUUCGACCCCGUGCCUCCAGAGCAGCCCCAGGAUUCCUCAAUCGACCACAACAACAAGCUAUUGAGUUUCUCACUUCCCGCCUAUCAUUUCACUCUCCUCGACUACUCCAUGCGCCGCACGAACUUGUCCGUUUCCGCACAAUUACAUGGAAUGUUCUUCUUAGCCGAAUCGCCUUAUACCACCUCUCCAUCAGAGAACGCCCCGCCCCAGCAAGGCGCCGAACUGACUUGCUAUCGCCGUAAUCUCUUCCAGAUCACCGGCUCCGUUACACUGCCGCGAGGGAUGCGCUAUAUCAUGACUGACCAAGGAGACCGGAUCCCCAUUCUCGCCCAAGAACUCACCGUUUCUGCUACGGAAUCAGUAGAGGGAAACCCCGUCAAGAUUAUUUCCGUGCCCUGGAAGACCCCCUCUGCCGCGGCUGCUAACUCUGGCGCCACGCUCGAGGAUAGCGGCAGCGGCAGUACUACCAAGGUGGAGAAAGAACCUCCACCAAUCCCCCUUGAUAUCAUGGCUGGCCAGGAUCUGGAUACAGAUUACGCUACCUUUCCUAUUGCGUGGAAACGCCUACAGUUUCGUGUAGCUACCGCGAAUAACGGCCGUCGGAAGGAGUUACAACAGCACUUCGUGGUUCGAUUGAAGGUGGUGGCGACUCUAUCUACCGGGGCUAAGAUUGCCAUCUCAGAGGUGCAAUCAGGCCCGGUGAUUGUCCGAGGCCGUAGUCCUCGGAACUUCCAGUCUCGAAAGGACCUUCCGCUAAGCGGCAGCGCCGCCGCGUCCCGCAAGAAUCAAGCCAACUCAGCCGCAGCACUGAACCGCACCCCAACCAGCGAGUCUGUACCGCGUCGCGCCAGUGCGACCCCUGCCAAAGUCAAGGCUUCUUCCGGAACUGUUCAGAGUAGUUCUCCCGAGACCACGUCUGUUCCACCCCCUACUCUCAUGCAGCAACCCCAGGCCACUCCCGACUGGACUCCAAUCCCACAGGCCUCCAAUGUGAUGUCUCACCAAAACAUCUUCUCUCAUUCAAGUCCAGAGCAGCUUUCCCAUGCAGUAGAUCAUCAGCGGCGGGUCGGCGCUACGACAGCCCCCAGUGCAACGCCCAUCAAUCUGUCUUUGCUUGACGAAGAAGACGGCGGUGGUGACGCUUCCCUUCAGCUGGAUCAAAAGAUUAUGACUCCCUAUAUUAACGAACUCCCUCCUCAACCUUCAGUCAGCAUCGACCACUCAGUCCCACCUUCUAAAAUGCGAAAGCUCUCUCACAAUAUCUCUCACGCUCCUUCUCGGAGUGCUACAUCCUCCCUCCCGCUGCUAGAGACUGCCAACCUGCCCCAGCAAUUCGUGUCCUCAUUACCGUUUCCCAACGAGACCACCGACUUUUUAUAUGAAUACUUCCCCUUGGGUCUGGAUGAUUGGCAAGCACCCGUGGAUGCUGUGUAUCGACCUCAUGUGGUUCAUCACACGAACAUGCCGGAAAUGAAGUUUGUAGCCUCAAGAGGCCGCAACAAGCGGUACUUUGCGGCAGAAGAUGUCUUCUAA
Penicillium chermesinum is the source of this 1776-nucleotide messenger RNA. RefSeq names its product NDT80/PhoG-like DNA-binding family protein. Lineage: Eukaryota; Fungi; Ascomycota; Eurotiomycetes; Eurotiales; Aspergillaceae. Gene Ontology annotation, cellular component: nuclear chromosome. The transcript is spliced from 2 exons. The record is from RefSeq and is a predicted model, not a curated record. Bases 1 to 1776 code for a protein of 591 amino acids. Gene Ontology annotation, molecular function: DNA-binding transcription factor activity; DNA binding. Gene Ontology annotation, biological process: positive regulation of transcription by RNA polymerase II; meiotic cell cycle.